AUGAGGUACAAAGCAGUAUUUCAAGAUGACAAUGGUCAUCUUCUUUUGGAAUAUUACUUUUUACAGCCCGCAUUUUGUCAGGCUCAAUACCAAAUAUGUGUCUCUUUGUUUGGCUAUACUCUGUCUGAUAUAUCAAGAAUGUAUCUCUAUUCAAAGACUACUGGUAUUGUCUUGAUAGUUCUGAAGAACAUGUUUAUAUCAAUUUUAUGUCAAGUCUUCUCCGUCUUUAUUUCUGCUAUUAAAGUAUGUAUUCCAUGUCUACUCCCGGAAGGCUUUAAAUUAUAUAUAGUGAGCAAGAAGUAUUAG
Molecule: messenger RNA, 306 nt
Organism: Phycomyces blakesleeanus NRRL 1555(-)
Lineage: Eukaryota; Fungi; Mucoromycota; Mucoromycetes; Mucorales; Phycomycetaceae
Exons: 4
Coding region: 1-306 (101 amino acids)
Source: RefSeq, a predicted model, not a curated record